AUGUCUUCCUUGCCAUCAUAUUCCGGACCGAAGUAUCUCCGCAGGACAUCCGUUACUCCAAACGCAGCCAUUUAUUCUCGAGCUGCCACCGAGAUCGAAAGAGGUUCCACCCCAACAAAUGAUAAUCGGUCUUCGUCCCAAGAGUCCACUUUUAAUCCAGCGGGUAAAUUACACCGCAUGUCUACCUUAUUCAUUACGGAAACGUCCCGAACAAAGCAGGUACUUAAGGCAGCGUUUGAAGACACAGCAAGAACUGAAUACCGUAAAUUAAAAUACGAAAAUGAGCACUUGUUAGCUGAAUGGAAGCAACUACGUAAAUUUAUUGAACAACUGCAAAUCGAUUACACAUCCACUAAACAAUUAGACCCGCUACGUCGGUACAAACAACUUCAAGCGAUAGCUAAGAGGACCGUCAUGCACCUACGCUUGAUGGAAAUCGGAAGUGUAACACGUGACCCCUUGAUUCCAGCUGCCUCCAUUCCUGGAAGUGUAGUUCAAAGCGAAACGAAAGAGCGUGAAAUGGAAAAGCGAAUCAUGCAACUGUGUGAUAAUUACGAAAAAGAUGAACUCGAGGUGGAGAAUCGUCGUCUCAGAGAAAUCAACGAACGCUAUGACAAUCGAAUCCAGAACAUCGUCGAAACGAUCAAUGAAUUGGACGUGAUAUAUCAUACAAACAAGAACGAAAGUAUUUUCAAACGAUAUGUGACACUACGUAAUGCUAUUAAAGAUAUCGCGAAAAAUCCAGAUCUAGUUGAAGCACCCUAA
This is a messenger RNA of Dicrocoelium dendriticum, 765 nucleotides long. NCBI's taxonomy places the organism in Eukaryota, Metazoa, Platyhelminthes, Trematoda, Plagiorchiida, Dicrocoeliidae. The record is from the annotation of a GenBank genome assembly.